Molecule: messenger RNA, 445 nt
Organism: Staurois parvus
Lineage: Eukaryota; Metazoa; Chordata; Amphibia; Anura; Ranidae
Source: the annotation of a GenBank genome assembly
UAUAACUGGUCUCCCACAGUACACACAACAUGGAAAUGCAAUUAUUUUAGUAAAUCUAAACUGCUAAAUACCUUUUUCCUUCUAUCAGUGUCCAGCACAGCUGUAGGAGGAGUUUUCAUUUUCCCCUGAUUGUCCUAUGAGGCUGCAGAACCCCUGACCCUCUGUCAGGACAGCUCUGAUUGGCCCUAUGCUGAUCACAUGCACCCUCCCAAGAGAAAAAAAAAAAAUAACCUUCCAGCAAUACACACACACAUGUACAGCUUGCCCCCAAGGCUCUGUUCUAUCAGCAGAUGGAUUGGGGACAGUAGAAGGGGGGAAGGAUCAGACAAGACAGGGUCAAACAUCCUUUUUACACAAUGCGGAGGAUUAACCCCCUAAGUUUCACAGUGAGUAUCACAAGCAUGCUUUACUGCAUAUACAGACUGAUUUUACUGUUGUGGGUUUA